AUGGCCGACAAAGAUUCUUACAUCCAUCUUGCUCGACCGCUUCCUGUCGUUAGCGUUCCGCCAGCUCAGGCCACCACCUCGCCGUUAAGUGUUGUUAUUAGUGCCCAGGCUCUCUUCUCCAUCUUAGAUCAUUCGUUAAGGAGGAAUACUGACCAGGAGAGAGUUAUUGGAACGCUUUUGGGUGUGAGGAACGAAGAUGGAGCUGAGGUUGAGAUCAGAAAUUGUUUUGCUGUUGGUCACAACGAGAGCCAAGAACAGGUCGAGGUAGAUAUGGACUACCACAAGACUAUGUUAGGGCUCCACCUGAAGGCGAAUCCCAAGGAGGUUCUUAUUGGAUGGUAUGCUACCUCACCAGAGCUCAACACCUUCAGCGCUCUUAUCCAGAACUUUUAUGCCUCCAAUGGCGAUGGCACCUUCCCCCACCCUGCCGUUCAUCUUACUAUGUCUACCGCCCCCGGACAGGAUAUUUCUAUUAGGACUUAUAUAUCGUCCGCUGUCGGUGUUCACCCGGAUCGUCUUGCCGACAGCUGUUUAUUUGUUCCGGUUCCGUACGAAAUUAAGUAUGCUGAUGCUGAAAGGAGCGGAUUGGAGUUGAUAUCAAGUGCAAAGAACAGCGAAAAUCGAAGUGCCGAGGUGACUACGGAUAUUCAUGCACUCGAGAAGGCACUCGAAGAGGUUCUAGAAAUGCUGGAUCGAGUUAGUGAAUAUGUGGCUAGAGUCGUCGCCGGAAAUACCCAGGCCUCUGUUGCUAUUGGGAAGUUCUUGAUGAACACGCUUAGUUUGGCACCUAAAGUCUCACCCGCAGACGUCGAGAGAAUGUUCAAUACCCACAUUCAAGAUGUCCUCCUUGUGGCAUACUUGGCAAAUACUAUCAGGACCCAGAUCGAUUUAUCAAACAGGUUGGCGAGCGCUAACCUCGGAACCGCUACCCCUACUCCAGCUGCGGCUGCUACAAACCCUACUGCCACGGGCACCACUACUACAGCUGGCGGAAAAUAGUAAAUAAAUUAAUAUCCAAAUGUGUUUCUUUACCGUGAGAAAAGGGAGAUAUCUUCCUCUCGUUUGUAGGGUCAUACAGUUUCUUGGGUUCACUCCCUUUCUGUUUCCACCCAUCUCUGAAAAUGGGGGGUUGGAUGGCGGGGGAGGACGGCUGGUUGGUACUGGGGAACAUGGGAGAGGGGUAAUUUCUGUUUUUGUAUGUAUACACUGGUGCUGGCUUUAGCAUUUGCUUGGUGGUUUAUGGGCUUCAUGUCAAUUUUCAAAUUAUUAUUCUAGUGGGA
Messenger RNA from Tuber melanosporum (Perigord truffle), 1280 nucleotides. RefSeq lists its product as uncharacterized. Gene Ontology annotation, biological process: translational initiation. The transcript has 4 exons. Bases 1 to 999 code for a protein of 332 amino acids. Gene Ontology annotation, cellular component: eukaryotic translation initiation factor 3 complex, eIF3m. Lineage: Eukaryota; Fungi; Ascomycota; Pezizomycetes; Pezizales; Tuberaceae. The record is from RefSeq and is a predicted model, not a curated record. Gene Ontology annotation, molecular function: translation initiation factor binding; metallopeptidase activity; translation initiation factor activity.